AUGGGUACUAUCGAAAGAUAUGGUGCAAUGAAACAAUACGACUAUACCAUCACUAAACCUGAUGAUUGUAUUACUGUCAUCUAUACGAGUGGAAGCUCAGGAUUUCCUAAAGGAGCUAUGAUCUCUGAAAAUGCAUUUAGAAACAAUUUUCCACCGUUAAAUAUAACAUUUCGAAAUGAACGUGUUAAAUUCUGUUACCGACCGCUUGCAUGGGCCACUGAUCGCGAAAGUUCCAUUGCAGUAUUUCUCGGAGGAGGACGCAUAGGAUUUUCAACAGGUGACAUAACUUGUAUAAUGGAAGAACUAGCUCUAGUCAGACCGACCAGUUUUUCUGCUCCACCAACUAUUUGGAAUAAAAUUUAUGCUGAAUAUAAAGCAACCCUUUCAUUGAUGACUAUCAAUCAAUCAACUACUGACGUGACAAUGGUCGAACAGACUCUUCUUCAACAAUUCAGAAAACUAAUUCCGAUCCGAUGUACAGUCCUUUCUAUCGGCGGUGCUAUGGUUAGUUCGACAGUGCUCGAUUUUAUGAAACGUUGUUUUUGGCAUUGUCAAAUAAUGGAAUCAUACGGAACUACUGAGUGCGGUGUAAUUGCAUUUGACAAUCUUAUUGAAAAGACUAUCAUUUAUCGUCUUGAGUCAGUACCAGAAAUGUGUUAUACACUUGAUGAUAAACCAUUUCCACGAGGUGAGCUUUUAGUUAAAACCAAGACAAUGUUUUCAGGAUAUAUGAACAAUCCUGAAGAAACAAAUAUGGCAUUGACUGAUGAUGGAUUUUUUCGUACUGGAGACAUUGUUGAGUUACGCCAUGUGAACGAUGAACAACCAAAUCUACGUGUUAUUGAUCGAAAAAAAAAUUUCUUUAAACUUUCUCAAGGACAAUUUGUAUCACCAGAAUGUCUUCAAGUAAUUUAUAUGCAAAGUCCAUUCGUCGAACAAAUCUAUAUUCAUGGUAAUCCUCUAGAAGAUUCUGUUGUAGCAGUCAUAGUACCAAACAAAGAAUAUGCUCGGGCAUUUACUUUAAAAUAUGAUCUUACUGAAUUAGAUAAUAGUCAUCCAAAUAAAUUAUUUUAUGAUGCCAUCAUGCAAGAUCUACAUUCGUUAGCUACUAAAGAAUCACUUCGAAAACAUGAAAUUCCAUCGAGAUUAAUCAUUGAUUUUGAACCUUUUACACCUGAAAAUGGCUUACUCACAUCAUCAAUGAAGCUUUGUCGUUAUCGAUUGGCUGCUCAUUAUGCCGAUCGACUGAAACCUGUCGAAUCAAUAGAAAAUCGUUUAAAAAGUAUGAUCGAAAGAGCAACAGGGCAUCAAUUGACAGUAGAUCAAGCAACACAUUUUCUAUCAAUCGGUGGUGAUUCAUUGGCUGCUGUGCGUCUUUCUCGUAUGAUAUACGAUGAUCUAGGUGUACCUGUACCAUUCAAUAUACUUUUCGAAUCCAAUAUGACCUUAGACAAUCUAGCAAAUAUAAUUGAAAAUCCGUCACAAAUCUUAUCGUUUCCGGACUCGAUUAUAUCUCAAGUAUUGAACGAUUCCAUACAAGAAUUGAAUAUAAAGAUUGAUGAAAAGAAAAAUGAAAGCAUGUCGUCUUCAACGAUUUUUAUUACGGGAACCACCGGAUUCGUAGGUGCUUUCUUACUAGCUGAAUUAUUGAAAGUGUAUCCGUCCGAGUGCAAAUUCAUUUGCCUUGUCCGAUGUCAAGUGUCGACAAAUCCGUUAGAUCGUAUUCAAGAAAAUAUGAUAUUUCUUCAAUUGUGGAAUGAGGAAUUCCGAGAUCGUAUUGUCGCAUUGCGUGGCGAUCUUGCUCAGAAACAUUUCGGACUCGAUAAUGAAACUUAUUCGGUAUUGGCUAAUCAAAUAGAUACUAUUUUUCAUUGUGGAGCUGCCGUUAAUUUUGUACUUCCUUACAAUAAACUCUACAGCUCGAAUGUUUCCGGCACUCUUGAGGUGAUCCGUCUUGCGACUCAUGCUACUACAUGUAUACCAGUGCAUUACAUAUCAACAAUUAGUGUACUACCUUCAGAAAUGAUACACGAAGCACCUAUUGAUGAAAUUUCUCCUAAUCAUUUGAGAAGCGGUUAUGCACAAAGUAAAUGGGUGGCAGAGAAGCUCAUCGCAAAAGCCAGCCGUUUAGGUCUACCAGUUAACAUCUAUCGGCUUGGAUCGAUUUGGGGAAAUACAGAAACUGGUGCUUGUAAUCACAAUGAUAUUAACACAUUGUUAUUGGCAGCCGUCAUGAAAACAGGCUGCUAUCCAACGACAGCCUUUCAUAUUAAAGUAAAUGGUUUACCAGCUAAUUUAGCUGCUCAAAGUAUUGUAUCUUUGAGUCGUCUUCAACCACCUAUUUAUGGUAAAACGUAUCAUAUUGUUCAAUCAAACGAAGGAAUAGCAUUCCAAAAUAUAAUUGAAAACAUCCAAAAUUGUGGAAUUACACUUGUCAGUGUUUCUUACGACGAAUGGAAAGUCAAGUUAAUAUCACAAUCAACAGCAAAGCGUCCAUUCGAAUCAAUUCUAGAAUUUUUCAAGAACAACCCAUUCGAACGAAUGUCAUUGACAAAGUCCUCGUCUAAUACUAUGUCUCAGUUUACAUUUCCAUCGAUUGAUGAUGUUUAUAUUAGGAAAUGGUUAACAUUUAUAUUAAAUCAUAUUGUACAGUGA
Messenger RNA from Rotaria sp. Silwood1, 2655 nucleotides. Lineage: Eukaryota; Metazoa; Rotifera; Eurotatoria; Philodinida; Philodinidae. The record is from the annotation of a GenBank genome assembly.